Molecule: messenger RNA, 801 nt
Organism: Guillardia theta CCMP2712
Lineage: Eukaryota; Cryptophyceae; Pyrenomonadales; Geminigeraceae
Exons: 8
Source: RefSeq, a predicted model, not a curated record
GGCGCAGGGGACAGGGAGCUGGAGCGGGGGGACGCUGAAGCUGACGGUGUACACGGGGGCGACGAUGGGAGCCGGGACGGACUCGGCGCAGGGGACAGGGAGCUGGAGCGGGGGGACGCUGAAGCUGACGGUGUACACGGGGGCGACGAUGGGAGCCGGGACGGACGGGGGGACGCUGAAGCUGACGGUGUACACGGGGGCGACGAUGGGAGCCGGGACGGACUCGGCGCAGGGGACAGGGAGCUGGAGCGGGGGGACGCUGAAGCUGACGGUGUACACGGGGGCGACGAUGGGAGCCGGGACGGACUCGGCGCAGGGGACAGGGAGCUGGAGCGGGGGGACGCUGAAGCUGACGGUGUACACGGGGGCGACGAUGGGAGCCGGGACGGACACGCCGGUAGCGGGGGCGACCAACGUCAUCACGAUGACGCUGACGGCCAACUACGACAUGGAGGCGGGGUCUACGGUAACGGUGACAGGGCUGACGGGGUCGGCCACAGGGGACAACGCGGCGCUGCAAGUGACGAGCACCGGGGGCUUGCUAGGGGCGUCUGGGGCUUGGAGCCAGGGGACAGGGAGCCUGGUGCUGACGGCGGCGGGGAGCGGGACGGCAGCAGGGGUAGCGUGCGAGGUCUCGGCGCAGGGGACAGGGAGCUGGAGCGGGGGGACGCUGAAGCUGACGGUGUACACGGGGGCGACGAUGGGAGCCGGGACGGACUCGGCGCAGGGGACAGGGAGCUGGAGCGGGGGGACGCUGAAGCUGACGGUGUACACGGGGGCGACGAUGGGAGCCGGGACGGA